This is a messenger RNA of Necator americanus (New World hookworm), 465 nucleotides long. RefSeq lists its product as uncharacterized. NCBI's taxonomy places the organism in Eukaryota, Metazoa, Nematoda, Chromadorea, Rhabditida, Ancylostomatidae. The record is from RefSeq and is a predicted model, not a curated record. The coding region runs from base 1 to 465 and encodes 154 amino acids. The transcript is spliced from 3 exons.
AUGAAGUUGAAGAGGAAGGGUCCUGCCACUGCUCCUUGUCUUACUCCAGUUACCCCCUCAAAUGGUGUUGUAUAUCCGGUUGGUGUUCGAACUGCAACAGACAGUAAAAUGAGAGAAGAGCCAGAACUGAGAAGAGCGGGGGUAACUGGAGUAAGACAAGGGGCAGUGGCAGGACCCUUCCUUUUCAACUUCGCUAUAGACGACAUCAUGCGAAGAACAGUCGAUCAGUGUCCUGCCGACAUCGUCUUAGCACCAUCAGGGUGCCCUUUGACCGAUCUCGACUACGCUGACAAUGUUGUGGCUGCAGCCUAUAGGCUACGCCACUGCCCAGAUAAAUACAAGCAGAUGUGGAUCUCUUCGAGACCUCGAAUGAGAAUCAGGGUAGACGGACAACUGAUCGAACUCGUCCAUGUCUACGUUCUGUUACUUGGGCUGUAUGCUGAGGAACAACGGCAGCUACGCUAA